Messenger RNA from Adineta ricciae, 2946 nucleotides. The record is from the annotation of a GenBank genome assembly. NCBI's taxonomy places the organism in Eukaryota, Metazoa, Rotifera, Eurotatoria, Adinetida, Adinetidae.
AUGGCAACCCUGACAACAAUGCACAAUAACCAACCGCGCCAACGCAUGGUUCAAAACUGCCUCUUAGUUUGGGUGGAUGCCAACAUCGAUGAAAAGGACCAAGACUGUCAGAACACUUUGACACACUUACGAAGUGUUGUCAAUGAUGUCAAUAUAUGCAGUCAACCAGAUGCUUGCGUUCAAUUCCUCAACAGCAUUGGUGACGAAAAAGCUUUCGUCAUCACAUCGGGAUCCUUAGGUCAACACUUAGUUCCCGAGAUUCACGACAUACCGCAAGUGAAUACCAUCUACAUAUUCUGUAGCAACAAAUCCACACAUGAAACCUGGACGAAGAGCUGGUCAAAAGUCGAAGGUGUUCACACAAAUAUCAAAGAAAUCUGUGAAGCACUGACCACGGGUGUUAAACAGCACAAUCAAGAUUCCAUCGCCAUGAGUUUUGUCACCGUAAGACGAGAGAGUUCUAAUGCCGAUCUCAAUCAACUGGAACCCAGUUUUAUGUACACGCAAAUAUUUAAGAAGAUCCUCCUCGACAUGGAGCAUGACAAGCAAGCAAUCAAAGACCUGGCCAAUUACUGUCGUCAGCGUUUUCAAGACAACAUCGUAGAGCAAAGGGUUAUCGGUGAGUUUGAAUGUAACUAUCGUCCAGACAAGGCCAUUUGGUGGUAUACACGUGAGUGUUUUACUUACAAAAUGCUCAAUCAAGCACUUCGUACUUUGGAUGGCGAAGUCAUUAUUAACAUGGGAUUUUUCCUUCAUGAUUUACACAAACAAAUACAACAACUACAUCAAGUACAAGUCAGUAGUUACGGGCGAAAACCUCUCGUAGUCUACCGUGGACAGGGACUAUGUAAGAAAGAUUUUGACCAGUUAUCCAAAACUGUAGGUGGUCUUUUAUCGUUCAACAACUUUUUAUCCACCAGUAUCAAACAAGAGAAAUCUCUUGUGUUCACCUACAGCGCUCUCCGUGAUCCCGACAAGGUGGGUGUUCUGUUCGUGAUCACAAUCGAUCCGACUAUUGGUACUACUCCAUUCGCAUCAAUCGGGGAUCUUAGUUAUUUCGAACGCGAAGCAGAGAUCCUGUUUUCCAUGCACACCGUGUUUCGAAUAGGUACUAUUCGACAACUGGGUGACAAGAAAAAACUUUACCAUGAGGUACAACUUCAGUUGACUGCUGAUGACGAUCCACAACUCCGUGUAUUAACGGAUCAUAUUGAAAGUGAAGUUGGCGGGGGUACAGGAUGGCAACGUUUGGGCCACUUAUUGCUUAAACUUGAACAGUUGGAAAAAGCAGAAGAACUCUACAGUGUGUUACUGGAACAAACGUCUGAUAACAAUGACAGAGCACAUUACUAUCAUCAACUUGGCUUCCUGCAAAAUCGGCAAGGUAAUUAUACAAUGGCUAUAGAAUACUGUGAAAAAGCACUUGAAAUCGACGAACAAACUCUUCCCUCAAAUCACCCUUCGUCCGCUGCUUCCUACAACAACAUCGGUGGGGUGUAUGACAACAUGGGAGAGUAUUCUAAAGCACUUUCAUUCCAUGAGAAAGCACUUGAAAUUAGAGAAAAGAAUCUUCCUUCGAAUCACCCGGAUUUGGCUACUUCGUACAACGACAUCGGUUUGGUGUACAUGGAUAUGGGAGAUCAUCCGAAAGCACUUUCAUUCUAUGAAAAAGUACUUCAAAUCCAACAAAAAUCUCUUCCUUCGAAUCACCCUCAUUUGGCUACUUCUUACAACAACAUCGGUACGGUGUACAAGAACAUGGGAGAGUAUUCGAAAGCGCUUUCAUUCUAUGAAAAAGCACUUGAAAUCGACGAAAAAUCUCUACCUUCGAAUCACCCUCAUUUGGCUACUUCGUACAACAACAUCGGUGGGGUUUACAAGAACAUGGGAGAGUAUUCUAAAGCACUUUCAUUCUAUGAAAAAACACUUGUAAUUCAGGAAAAAACUCUUCCAUCGAAUCACCCGGAUUUGGCUACUUCGUACGGGAACAUCGGUUUGGUUUACAUGAACAUGGGAGAUCAUCCGAAAGCACUUUCAUUCCAUGAAAAAGCACUUGAAAUUAGAGAAAAGAAUCUUCCUUCGAAUCACCCGGAUGUGGCUACUUCGUACAACAACAUCGGUGGGGUGUAUGACAACAUGGGAGAGUAUUCUAAAGCACUUUCAUUCUAUGAAAAAGUACUUGAAAUUAGAGAAAAAUCUCUUCCUUCGAAUCACCCUCAUUUGGCUACUUCGUACAACAACAUCGGUGGGGUUUACAAGAACAUGGGAGAGUAUUCUAAAGCACUUUCAUUCUAUGAAAAAACACUUGUAAUUCAGGAAAAAACUCUUCCAUCGAAUCACCCGGAUUUGGCUACUUCGUACGGGAACAUCGGUUUGGUUUACAUGAACAUGGGAGAUCAUCCGAAAGCACUUUCAUUCCAUGAAAAAGCACUUGUAAUUCAGGAAAAAACUCUUCCUUCGAAUCACCCUCAUUUGGCCACUUCGUACAACGACAUCGGUUUGGUCUAUAACAGCAUGGGAGAGCAUUCUAAAGCACUCUUAUUCCAUGAAAAAGCACUUGUAAUUCAGGAAAAAACUCUUCCUUCGAAUCACCCUCAUUUGGCCACUUCCUACAACAACAUCGGUGUGGUGUAUGACAACAUGGGAGAGCAUUCUGAAGCACUUUCAUUCCAUGAAAAAGCACUUUCAUUCCAUGAAAAAGCACUUUCAUUCCAUGAAAAAGCACUUGAAAUUAGAGAAAAGAAUCUUCCUUCGAAUCACCCUGAUUUGGCUACUUCGUACAACAACACCGGUUGGGUCUACAGUAACACUAAGGACUAUUCGAAAGCAAUUACUUUUUUCGAACGCGCUUUGGACAUUCUGCAACGUGCAUUACCGGCGAAUCACCCUCAUAUAAAGUUUGUGAAAGAAAGUAUCGAAAAUUGUAAAGGAGCAAUGAAGGAAUAA